UUUUUUUUAAAUCUAUCAAAAGGAACAAAAAUGAACAAUUUUUUUUUUAUCAUAAGAUUUAGAUGUUCCUCGAAAGAUUGGGUCUAUAGUGGAAGAAUUGGAGGUGUAUGGUAUCCUUGGAUUUUGUCGAUUACAAGCAGAUGAAUACAUGAUUGUAGUGACAGGCCGGACUUUGGUGGGCACAUUACUUGGCAACGCUAUUCUUCGCGGAACCACAUUCCAGAUUUUACCGAUGAGCAAUCCUUCCUGGGGAAAAUCAUAUUCCGACAACCUUCUUUUUGAACAAGAACAAAAGCUUAUACAUUUAUUGGAAUCUCAUUUACGUCUCAACUCUUUUUAUUUCUCUUAUACCUACGACUUGACCAACAGUUUACAACGUCAAUCAAAACAAAAGAUCGAUGAUCGCUUUUAUUGGAACAAACAUCUCUCUACAAAAUUCAUUAUGGCUUCCUAUUUGGAUGAUUCAAAUAAAGGGAUCAAGGCAUAUACUCUACCAGUCAUUCAAGGAUAUAUCUCUAUUACAUCAAUGAUUAUCGAUUCAAAACAACUGACAUUUGCACUUAUUAGUCGUCGCAGUCAUGAACGAGCAGGUACUCGGUAUUUUUCAAGAGGUAUUGAUGAAGAUGGUCAUGUCAGCAACUAUGUGGAAACGGAACAAAUUGUGAUAUAUGAUACAGCGACGGAUCAUUCAUCUAGCUUAAUCAACAAAACAUCAUUACCUUUAUCGACUUUAAACAAUAAGCAAAUACAUUUAUCUUUUAUACAAACUCGUGGAAGCAUACCUAUCUUUUGGGGACAAAUACCAAAUACUAGAUACGUACCUCAACUUUGGUAUGCUGCUCACUCAUCCUCCAAGAAUAUUCCUGCUGCGAAAAAACAUUUUGAUGAUCAACUUCGAAUAUAUGGACCCAACGUUUUGAUCAAUCUAACUAAUAAGACAGGAUACGAACAACCUCUAGGCGAUAUAUAUGCAAGAACCAUCCAAGAUCUCAAUAACCCAAAUAUUCGCUAUAUCCAUUACGAUUUCCAUCAAGAAUGCAAGAAUUUACAAUGGCAUCGAGUGCAAGCAUUGAUUGAUCGACUGAUACCCGAUUUGGAAAAGGCUGGUUAUUAUCGUGCUAAUACAGAGGACGAACCUUUAUCUCAAGUGGGUGUUAUUAGAACCAACUGUAUUGAUUGCCUUGAUCGGACAAAUGUAGUACAAAGUAUGUUGGCAAAAUGGAUGAUUCAGUCAUGGCAACGAGAUAUUGGUGUUGAUCUCUCCUCUUAUCCAGAUUUCCUUUCGAUGUUCAACUCUGCUUGGGCGGACAAUGCAAAUAAUCUUAGCCUUUCUUAUUCUGGAACGGGUGCUCUUAAAACAGACUUCACAAGACAAGGAAAACGGACAAUGAUAGGUGCUCUGAAUGAUUUGAACAAUUCUAUAGUGCGUUAUAUCAAAAACAAUUACUUUGAUGGAUCUCGACAAGAUGCAAUCGAUUUAUUCCUUGGAAAAUAUGCUCGUGAUGACACACCACAGCGUCGGAUUCAAUAUGAUAAUGGAUUUAUAUCUCAAUAUGCCUCCUGGAAAGUCCAAGCAGUUCCUCCAGCCAUGAUCUCAUCUUCCUUUUUAUUUUUUUGGUUACUCUUUUUCUCUGAUUCUACACCCAUCGAAUCAUCUACUCUGUAUAUAUUACUUCUUUCAUUUUGUUUUGCAGUGUUGGUAUCCACUUGGCUUUUUAUUCAACAACAUGGUGUAGAGUUCAUAGAUUGGCCUAAACUGAAUCCUUUACCUUUGGACAUUGACAAUAACAUAGAAUUACCCAGUUUUUUAUCAUCAAAUUGGUUUUUCCAUUCUUCUGAAAAUCUGGAUCAAGUUGAACAAGGCAAGAAAGUCACCUGAAUGUGAUACCAUAGAAUUUUAUGUUUUUUUUUUUUGUAUUUUGAAGAUACUUAUUUUCGGAGUUGGGUGAUGUUUAUUUUAUUUUUUUUUUUUUGUAUCUUGGACCCCUUUUUCUUUGAUUU
Messenger RNA from Halteromyces radiatus, 2001 nucleotides. Its product is annotated as SacI homology domain-containing protein. The transcript has 9 exons. The record is from RefSeq and is a predicted model, not a curated record. The coding region runs from base 149 to 1879 and encodes 576 amino acids. Gene Ontology annotation, cellular component: endoplasmic reticulum. Lineage: Eukaryota; Fungi; Mucoromycota; Mucoromycetes; Mucorales; Cunninghamellaceae. Gene Ontology annotation, molecular function: phosphatidylinositol-4-phosphate phosphatase activity. Gene Ontology annotation, biological process: phosphatidylinositol dephosphorylation.